Messenger RNA from Vigna angularis (adzuki bean), 2737 nucleotides. Its product is annotated as protein SIEL. Bases 1 to 2727 code for a protein of 908 amino acids. The transcript is spliced from 8 exons. NCBI's taxonomy places the organism in Eukaryota, Viridiplantae, Streptophyta, Magnoliopsida, Fabales, Fabaceae. Gene Ontology annotation, cellular component: endosome. The record is from RefSeq and is a predicted model, not a curated record. Gene Ontology annotation, biological process: intercellular transport.
AUGGCCAAUCCACCCGAAACUUCUGAAGAAAACGAAACUCUCUCUCUCCGUACCCUCUGCACCAUGAGGUCCCUCCUCCUCCACCCUUCUACAUCAAAAAGCACCGUCUCCCACAUUCUCCAAACCCUAACCAGCUCCCCACACCCCACUACUCACUCCCUCAAGCUCCUCUCCGACGGCGCUUCUCGCCACCCCGACCUCGCCCCCACCAUGGCUCUUCCCACCGCCGAAUCCUCUCCCCGCCUCGCUGUGGAGGCCAUCGGCGCGUCCCUCUCGGGCCUCCAUCUAGACGACGCGCGCUUCACGUCGCUGUGCUUCGGCGCCUCCGUGCCCGCCCGCGCGUGGAUGCUCCGGAACGCGGGUUCGAGUUUCGAGGUCCGACCUGGCUUGCUGUUGGCGGUGCUACUGGGGUUCACGAAGGAUCCUUACCCUUACGUUAGAGACGCGGCGCUUGAAGGGCUCGUCCGAUUCAUCGAGCGCGGUGGAGAGUUGAAAGACGUUGGUUUGGUCGAUGCUUGUUACCGACGCGCCGUUCAGUUGCUUCGGGACUUCGAUCCCUGCGUAAGGUACUCUGCGGUUCGCGUGGUGGCUUCAUGGGGUAUGAUGUUGGCAGCUUCUAGCUCAGAGAUGAAAGCCUAUUGGUCCAAUGACGUAUUUGCCAAGCUAUGCUCCAUGGCAAGAGAUAUGAAUAUGAAGGUUAGAGUUGAAGCAUUUAAUGGCCUCAGAAAGAUGGAAAUGGUAUCGGAGGAUCUUCUUUUGCAAAGUUUAGCAAAGAGAGUUUCAGGACGUGGAAAGCAAAAGGAAACCGAGAGUCCGAGCACAUCUGAACAAUGUGUCAUGUUGGCAAGUAGUGUUGCUGGUGCACUAGUUCAUGGACUUGAGGAUGAGUUCUUUGAGGUGAGGAAGUCUGUAUGUGAGUCCUUACACACACUGACAAGUCUAUCUGCUGAGUUUGCACGUGAAGCGUUAGACUCAUUAAUGGAUGUGUUGAAUGAUGAUUCUGCGGUGGUUCGCUUACAAGCUUUAGAAACCAUGCACCAUAUGGCAAUUAAUGGCCGUUUAAAGCUUCAUGAAAAACAUUUGCACAUGUUUCUUGGAGCUCUGGUAGAUGAUAGUUGGGAUGUAAGAUAUACUUAUAGGAAAAUACUUAAAGUAAUGAAGCUAAACAAUCUGGCAUUGUUCAAAUCAUCUGUUGAUAGACUCCUGCGAAAUUUAGACAGUUAUCCACAGGAUGAAGCUGAUGUAUUUUCUACUUUUUCUCAUCUGGGCCGAAAUCACAAGAAAUUUGUAAGGCUGAUUAUGAAGGACACGUUUGAAGAGGUAGAAACGGCUUUGGAAGGAAAUGUAGAAUUUGAUAGUGCAAGGAUAGCUGCACUGUUAAUUCUUUCUAUAUCUGCUCCACUCUUGAAUGCUGAUGUAGGCAGAAUACCACCAGUUAUGUUUUCUUAUGCAGUUACGUUCCUAGGUAGAAUUUAUAAUGCUUUUAGUGAUAUCAUGGAUAGGGAUUCCCUUUUGGCCUGCCUAUGUGAGAAAAGCAGAUCUACAGAGUAUUCUGCAACAAAUAUUAACCUCACGGAAGGGGAGGAACAGUUGCCUUUAUUUGAAGGUGAUAAUGCUCCAAAUUUUUCUAGCAAUGAGGUCACUGGCGCACAUAUCACAAGGGAGCCGAAAGAGUUAGCAGAUAACCAGAUACAACAACAACAAUCUCUGAAUGAUGAAGUUAUAAAUUACAUCCUUGCAAAGCCCCCUGCUAUGUGGCUGAGGAUACAAUCAAGUCAUACAAAUGAAGUGCUAAGGUCCUUAAGGUGUUUGAAGGAAUUAGCUGCCAUGAAACAUGAUUCUUUGGGAUCUGGUGAUGCUGAUGCUUUGGCAUUUACUAUACUAUACCUCCGGGUGAUAGAGCUACUUGUUGAAGUAUGGGAGCCCUCGCUGCCAUCAAAAAAGUUGUGUUCUCAGCGAAUAGGAAAAAUGGAAUUCAAACUGGGAAAGCUUGAUAGGAGGGUUAAAGAAUUGAUGAGUAGGUUUAUAGGCUUGUCUGCGGAAGAGGAAUUGAACUUCUUGGAGCUAAUGUUAUUAACGUGUGCUCUCAGGAUAUGUAGAAGUGAAAUCAUCUGUCUUAAUCAUACAUUGAAGAGGCUGAAAACUCUAUAUUUACGUGUUGAAUCUAUCCUUAAAGAAAGUUCAGCGUUGCCAUCCAAUUUCAUAGUUGAACUUGGGAAAGUACUAAGUACCAUCUCAACCGAUGGAGCUUCUUACAGUCCACUUCAGUUUGAUGCAUGUCUCAAGUUUUUCUCUCUGAAGCAGUUUAUGUUUCAUGGAACAAUCAAACAUGUAAAGGCAGAACUAAGCAUUCCCAACAAUGACAUGGAACACCCUCUUCCCUUCGUUUCAGGGCUACCCGUUGGUGUACCAUGUGAAAUCACUCUCCAUAAUAUUUCAAGUGAGAGUAAGUUGUGGCUAAGGAUGACUUUGGAUGAUGGUUUCGUACAACAUGUCUUUCUUGAUUUGGACUGUUUUGAAGGCUCUGAAGUGGUAAGAAAAUUUACAUUUGUUGCGCCCUUCUACAGAACACCAGAAGCUUAUUGUCUUACAUUGAAGGUUUGCAUUGGUGCAGAAUGUUUGUUUGAAAAUGUUGGUCCAGUCCAAAGGUUUGGGGGACCAAAACAUGAACUAGUACUUCUUUGUAAAGAAAAACAAGUUUAUCUUUCCAAGGUUAAUAAAGAUUAAUUUAUUAUUA